CAGAGUGCAGCUAGCAACUUUGUCAGAUGGACGCGCAGAAUGGAGACUAGCUGACGCACCGUUAUUCUCUGGACCAUAACUUUCCUCCUCCAUUACUGUCUACGUACGACGAUAAAGCGAGGAAUUGAGUUGUGGAACUUUUUGAUCCAGUGACUAAAAACGUUGUAUUUUUUCAAUACUUUUGGACGCUGUUACUGCGUAAUUACGCACGAUGCGCAAAGGGAUGGCUCCUCGUCGAAGACAAAAAACAGGAGUACAAGCGGUUUUAUAUGUGUGCCUUUCAAUUUCAGUUUGUUUCUCUUACAAUAUAGACUUAGACCAUCCUGUGGUGUUCCGUGGACCUAAUUCUAGUUUUUUUGGCUACUCUGUGCUGGAGCAUUAUCAUGACAACACACGCUGGGUCAUAGUGGGGGCACCCAGGGCCAACUCUACCUACAGUAGUUCUGUGCACUCUCCUGGUGCUGUGUUCAAGUGUCGGGUUCACAGCAACCCUGAGCGUCGCUGCACAGAGAUGGAUAUGGGACGAGGAAACAAGCCCAGAGAGUCCUGUGGGAAGACGUGCCAAGGGGACAGAGACGACGAGUGGAUGGGAGUAAGCCUGGCCCGCCAGAACAGAGCCGACGGCAGAAUACUGGCUUGUGCUCAUCGCUGGAAAAACGUCUACUACGACUCAGAGCAUAUUCUCCCACAUGGGUACUGCUCCAUCAUCCAGCCAAAUCUCCAGGGCAGGACGCGGCCCCUCAUUCCUUGUUAUGAAGAUUAUAAGCAGAAGUAUGGGGAAGAGCACGGCUCCUGCCAAGCUGGGAUUGCGGGAGUUUUUAUGGAGGAGCUGGUGGUGAUGGGGGCUCCGGGGUCCUACUACUGGACAGGGACAAUUAAGGUUUACAACCUGACAUCUGACACCUUCUACAAUCCAAACAAAGAUGACGUGAACUCCCACAGAUACAGCUACCUUGGCUAUGCUGUGACUGCAGGACAUUUCUCCUCUCCCAAUGUGAUUGACAUAGCCGCAGGGGCCCCUCAGCACAAUGGCAGCGGGAAGGUUUACAUUUUCAAAAUCGAUGGUGUGUCUUUGGUGAGGAGUUUUCAAGUCUCAGGGAAAAUGAUGGGCUCUUACUUUGGCUCCUCAUUGUGUGCAGUUGAUUUGAACCAGGACGGCCUGUCAGACCUGCUGGUGGGGGCACCCAUGCACAGCCAGCUACGGGAUGAGGGCCGGGUGUCUGUGUACCUCAGCAAAGGCAAUGGCGUGAUGGAGGAGCAGGCCGUGUUAACAGGGGACAAUGCUUACAAUGCUCACUUUGGAGAGUCCAUCUCCUCAAUUGGAGACAUCGAUGAUGAUGGCUAUCAAGACAUAGCUGUAGGAGCGCCCAAAGAGGAUGACUAUGGAGGAGCUGUUUAUAUCUACCAUGGGGAUGCCACAGGAAUCAUCAGCAAAUACUCUAUGAAAAUAACUGGGCGCGGUGUCAAUCCUGGUCUCCAGAUGUUUGGCCAGUCCAUAUCUGGCAGCGUGGACAUGGACGGCAAUGGAUACACAGAUGUCACAAUUGGAGCUUUCAUGUCGGACAGUGUGGUGCUACUGAGGUCCCGGCCUGUCAUUACGGUGGACAUCUCCAUCUUCUUGCCUGUGUCUAUCAACAUAUCUGUACCUCAGUGCCAUGAGAAUCUCCUGAACAUAAACUGCUUCAACGUCAGGGUCUGCAUGCGCUUCCGUGGGCGACAACUUCCAGGGCAAAUAGAGCUGCUGUACAACCUGACGGCUGACGUGGAUAAGAGACAGAAGAGCCUGCCUUCCCGCGUUUACUUCAUUCAGAGCGGCUCUCAGAUCAGCCAGAAAAGCCAACGGCUCAGUCUGUACAUCAACAAGGAGGAGUGCCAGCUCUACACGGCCUACGUCAAAAAAGAUGCAAAGGAUGUGUUCACAGCCAUCACGUUCGAGGUGGCGUAUAGCUUAGAGAAGCAUGUACUGACCGGACACCAGGAGCGAGACCUGCCCGCCCUCACCCCUGUGCUACGAUGGAGGAAAGGACAAAAGAUUGCAGUGAGAAAUGAGACAUGGUUUGAGAAGAACUGCCUGUCAGACGACUGUGCUGCGGACUUGAGGCUCCAUGGGAAGCUGUUACUCUCUGGGGCGCAUAGCAAGCCCCAUUUGGCCUUGGGAGGAAUAAGGAACGUCUCGUUGAACCUGACCAUCUCUAACGCUGGAGACGACGCCUACGACACCAACAUCUAUCUCAACUUUUCCCAAGAGGUUUUCUAUAUCAACUUCUGGCAGAAGGAAGAGAAGGGUAUUUCCUGUGAGCUCGUCGACUUGGACUUCCUCAAGUGUAGCGUGGGAUUUCCCUUCAUGAGAGCGCAGACUAAGUAUCAUUUUGCCGUCCUUUUUGACACCAGUCAACUUUCUGGGGAAAAUGACACAUUGCAGUUCUUGGUGCACGCAAAGAGCGCCAAUCCUGAGCACAAACUCUCUGAUAACACUUUGGAUGUCUCCAUCCCUCUUGUUCAUGAGACAGACACAACUAUUACUGGUGUGGUAACACCUAGCUCCUUUGUGUAUGGAAACUCCAUCGACUCCUCGCGCUUCAUCCAGAUAGAAGACAUGGAGUGCGACUUUCAGCCACUUAAUCUCACUUUCCAGGUGAUAAACAGCGGGCCCAGCCGGCUGCCAGGCUCCACUGUGGACAUCAGGAUUCCAAACCGACUUGCUGGCAAUGGAGCCGACAUGUUCCACAUUGCUGAGACGCAGGUGGCGGACGGCCGAGGAAACUGCACCCCACACAGGAACCCAACACCGUGCACCAUCCCCCAGGACCGAGAGAGCAUCUUCCACUCCAUAUUUGCCUUCUUCACCAAAUCAGGCCGCAAAGUCUUGGACUGUGACAGGCCGGGGAGAGCGUGCAUUACCAUCUCUUGCAGCCUGGGUCCACAGCUAAAAGAAGAAGCUUUGAGUAUAGACACCAAACUUCUCCUCAAUACGGAAAUUCUGAAAAGGGACACCUCCUCCGUGAUUCAGUUUGUGGCCCGGGGCCAUGUACAAGUGAAUGACAGGACUGUGGAGGUCCCGAAAGGCCUUCCAGAAGACAUCUCUCUGAUCUUUGAGGCCCUCCACAGUCAGGAGCCCAGAGGUUACGUGGUGGGCUGGAUCAUCGCCAUCAGCCUUCUGGUGGGGAUCCUCAUCUUUUUGCUGCUAGCCGUGCUGCUCUGGAAGAUGGGUUUCUUCCGUCGGCGGUACCGUGAGAUCAUCGAGGCUGAGCGGAACAGGAAGGACAGUGAUGAAAGCUGGGACUGGAUGGAAAAGAACCACUAAGAAUGGUAAUGGUGAUGGUGGGGGUCCCUGUGGAGCCAGUGACAUUUAGGGACUAGGUCAAGGGUGGAUCCAAUGGCUCAUGGCUCCUUUGCAGCCCCGGUGGCACCAGGCCCGUCAAGCCUUCCAUAUGUGGAAGAAGAAGAAUAUUCUCCAUAUUUUCUGGAGAUUUGAUGUUUUUGUGGGAUGCGGGAGUCCAGGAACUUGUGAGGUGGCCUGCCAGAGGACGUAGAAAUCCGCUAACCUCCAGCUGGCAGCGUGGAGCUCUCGCCUGAAGAAUGGGGACACUGGUGGAUGACAAAAACCUCAGGGCUCUUUAUUUUUUUUAUACACUUUAAGCCAUAUUGUUCAAAAGUGGGCUAUGGAGGGGGAUUAAAACAGACUAUGUCCAUAGUAUGUUUUCCUAAAAGCACUGAUGUCUGAUACGCCUCAAUGCCUCAUAGAUAUAUCCUGCACAAAUCACAAGGUUCACUUCCUCCUUGGUGGGAAGUGACAGCAACUUCUCUGUUUUAGAAGAUCCUCCCUCUCUUUGACCAUCACUGAACACUAAAACUCACUUUCCUUUCUGCAGACUUGUCCCACAAGUGCACUUUAUGUGCUGGUGGAGCGUAUUACAACAUUAACAACUUUAUUGGUCCAAUUCUAAGUGUUAAGAACCAAGGAGGAAUAACUUUUAAAGUGCAAUGUUAGUGCAAAUUAUCCGCAAAACUGUUGCUCAGGUAUGCGGCCAAAAAUGAGUACAUAACCUUACAUAAACAUGAAGUACACCUGCACAUUCUAAUGAGAGCUGUACGAGAGACCCUCCCAUACGAGUUCAUGUAAAGACAGUUCAUCCGUUCCAGGGUCAAGCUGUCACCUCCAUAAAACUUUUAUUAUCAAUGUUAACUUGUAACAACCAGUAUGAAGAGAAGUUACUGGAUAAUAAAACAAAAACCAAGUAAAACUACUCAUUCUUUGAAGAUGACUGACCGACGAGGCAUUUUAUGUGGAACUGCUUGGUAAAAUAAAUGUUUUGACCCGUUCCUAUAUGGCAACCAGUUCUGGUUCUAUAGGUGUCAUCGCAGUCAUUUGUCGUGACAUCGCAAAACGUACUUCCAAAUGCCAAAGAAAAAGCAAAACACAUUUGUGGAGUAACAUUUUCCGUUGCUCGCAAUGUUUUGUUUGAUUGUGAGGCAUAUUGUUUUCCCCCAAAAAACCCUAGUUAAACUCCCAUUUGUACCACUUUUGGGAUGUUCAGGUUGCACUGAACAAAUUACCUUAUUUUUAGAAGGAAAAAAGCCCACCUUUUUGACUGACAGCGUCAUGCAUCAUACUGAGAGAUGUUUUAUAAUUUGGUUACAUUCAAGCUAUAUUAGGGCCCAAAUAUUAGAAACGCCUCUCAGUACGACACAAGCGCGAUACAACUGGAACUUAGAUCGUGCAGGUGUCCCUAAUGUUGUGUCAUGCCGGAUGUAAAUUCUCAAUGAAAUGUUUCACUGAGAUUCUAAUUUAUGUGUGAGCUGAGACUGGAUGGGGGGCAGCUGAGCGUAUUCAGUUUUACUAUGAUGUUAUUAGAUGUUCAGUAUGAAACCUGACCUCCGCCAGAUGUGUGUGUGUGCAUGUAAGCGUGUGGAUUCCUUCACAGCGGGGUGGGGGGGGGAUCUGUCGUGUGAGUAAUGCCCUAAAAAUAGGCAAACGGUCCACAUUAACGUGCUUUUUGGGGGGCUCGUUUUCAAUGCAACGUGAGCAAACCUUACCAAGCUGAAAGCGAUCUGCCUCCAUUGAAAGUGUUAAACGCACCUCCAACGUGUUGGGAGCGGUGGGCAAUUGACUUCAUGUUGAAUACAGAGACAAGAAAUGUAUAUAAACUACCCCUCAAAAUGUAACUAGAUUAAGUAUUCUAUACAUUUGAAAAGCUUUGAUGCAAAAUGACAUAUUUUAUUGUAAUCCUAUAUUCAUCUAAUUCCCUCACCCUUAAAAAAUAUACAGUGUGUUUGCAUCAAAUGAUGUAGGGAACUGAAAUGUGCAAUGCCAAAGAGCUAUUUCUCACAGACUGCAGUGACGGGGCUCACUUUGAUUGUUAAACUUCCUAUUGUUUUGUAUUGUUGCCAUCCACUUUAUUGUGUCACCUAUGGAUUCCACUGGCAUGACAGCAUAUACUGUAUACCUUCACAGUCGAUCAUGCAAUGCAGAGACGAGAGACACUUGAUAUUGUAUGGUAUUGAACUGUGUUGGAUAUAUUUUUGUUUGUUUGCUGUUUGCUGUCAUCGUUAAGUCACACUCUUUGGGGGGUUUUGUUCUGAAUAUACUACUGUCACUGAAUAUCAUUUACAUUAUAGAGUGUUUGGAUUUUUUUUUUUUAAAUGGGGUAAAAUUGUAUAUUUAUCUAAUGAUAAAUUUUAGAGUGAAACCCAUGGUGGUGCAUGUUGUUGUGGUGGUGUUUGGCGCCCUCUGCUGAUUACUGUGUUAUGCGUACUGUACUGUGUACGCACCACUUAUACAGUACAGUAUAUAGCAGAACCAUCCCUUUUUAUGUCAAAGGCUCAUUAUUUUAACAUCACUUCUCUUAUACAAAAUGACACAAUCAAAAUACUGUAGUCACUAAGAAAAUUCAACAAUAAUCGAACUUUAUGCUCUUAAUACAUUUUUUUGAUGAACAGAACAUUUUCUGGUGUUGAUAGGGAUGCUCCGAUCAGGUUAUUAUGCUGCCGAUUCCGAUACCGAUCUCAUGGAUUAGUCCCCAAAAAUAGGUAAUUACUAAUAAAAUUGGUAAUUAAUUACCAUCCAUCCAUCCAUUUUCUAUGCCGCUUAUCCUCACUAAGGUCACGGGUAUGCUGGAGCCUAUCCCAGCUGACUUGGUGAGAGGCGGGACACACCCUGGACUGGUCGCCAGUCAACCGCAGGGCACAUAUAGACAAACAACCAUUCACAUUCUAGUAAUUACAAUUAUUAUUUUUGUUUUUCAUGAGGCUCAGAAUCCCUGGCUGCACCCCUGCUAUUGGCUAUAUGAUGUGAAAAAAGGAACCAUAAAGUCAUCCUAAUGUAGACAAGAAUAUAUUUGACUUACUUUUUCAAAAUAGACUAAUAGAAAAAUGUAUUCAUCAAUUAAACAAAAAGGUACACCCACUGGCCGCCUCAAUUAAAUUUGGUUUGGUUUGGUUUGGUUUAGUUUAUUUGAACAUGAAGGUUACAAUGGAAUACAUCUCGUGAAUCAUUUUUUGACAGUUCCACAUGUCCAAAAGGAGUAGGAAGAAGCAAAGCUUAUUUAAUCCUACCCCCCAUCCAUUCUACAUCUAGUACAGUACAUGUAGUUCACUUCCUGGAUUCCAUGUCAUGUUUUCAGUGAUAGUCAGGAUAACACAUAAUAGAUAACGGUGAGAUAACCGUCCCCCCAAAAAAAGAGAGAACAUUCAUAAUAAUGAUAAUAUGAUGACAAUACUAAAUAAAUAAAUAAAUA
This is a messenger RNA of Dunckerocampus dactyliophorus (ringed pipefish), 6737 nucleotides long. RefSeq names its product integrin, alpha 9 (gene itga9). Gene Ontology annotation, molecular function: integrin binding. The transcript has 28 exons. Gene Ontology annotation, biological process: cell adhesion mediated by integrin; integrin-mediated signaling pathway; cell-cell adhesion. The record is from RefSeq and is a predicted model, not a curated record. Bases 212 to 3304 code for a protein of 1030 amino acids. Gene Ontology annotation, cellular component: external side of plasma membrane; integrin complex. Lineage: Eukaryota; Metazoa; Chordata; Actinopteri; Syngnathiformes; Syngnathidae.